AAACAAAAAAAAACCUUAGGACUGCACUAGAAACUGAAGAGGAAAAGUUAUCCUCUUUAUUUCCGUACAUCAAUCAACCUACUCGGCGUCUUGCUACCUACAGCCAAUCAUCCAUCCACAUCCAACUCAGCAUCGGUUUGUUUCUACGUGCAGCCUUUUCUCGAUUGCAAUCACAUCCAUUCGUUCUACCUGUAAAAAUGGCUCCAGCAGUCCUGUCGGCCAUGCCCAAUCGACCUUACCGAGUCAGUUCUCGUGCCGCCCUGACCUCACCAAGUUUACCUCUUACACCGGCCAACGCCAGCCCGUCCAACUGGGCCCCAUCUCUUCACCCUAGAUCAAUGGCCUCCCAGGCGUCGAUGGACAUUUCUAGAGGUGAACAACCCCCGCGAACUCCAAAGCUUUCUACCCAGUUAUCUCAUCCUCAGACGGAACAGUCCAAUGCUGGACCCCAAUUACCUCAAUUGCUGCCUUCCAAACCUGCCGCUGCUCCCAAUCGAGGCGUGUAUAACAAGCUCAAGAGCGUCCGGUCAUUCUUCAGGCGAAAUACGACCGAAAGCGAAGAUGAAUCCGACGGAUUUGAUACCGGAAGGGGCGCUGACCCGUCAACAAUUUCUGAACCCGGAUACAGCUCGUCGAAACUGAGCCGUCCCAGAGCCUUACAGCCUUCACCAAACAUCGGCAACGCUUCCCAUCACAGAGCCACCCCAUCUCCCACUCCUACUGAGUCCUUCGUUCGCCCAAGAGCAAGCUCUUCCAAAGCAAGGCCGCUCGGGAUGACGAAUGAUCUUAGCAAGCAGUUCAAUCGGGUGACCCAAUAUGUGGAAUCUAAGCCUCAAGCUCUCCCGCUGCAGAGGCUACUAUCUCCCAAUCCUCACUCCGCCUCUCAGAGUGUCUUUUCAUUGGAUAUUCAAAGCCCUACUAGUCCCUGCGCUUCACAUGAUGACUCAACCCCCACCAGAAAACAACACCGACCAAGUAGACCCCAGAAAUCUUUCGAUCUCGCUAGAACCACACUUCAUCCAGAUGCCAAUCAAGUCACUCCCAAGCCGAGCUUCAGCGCACCCAGAGUUCCGAACCCCUCGCAGAAUUAUUCGAAACAAGCCGCCAUCAGAUCUCACAAAGCACAGUCAACCGAAGACAGCCCGGACAAAACUCUAGAGGAUCAUCAUACCCGUUCAACCGUCAGGCGAAGAAGUAGGAGUCCAUCAUCAACCCACCCGGCCCAACAAGAUGGCGAUACCUACUCCGGAGACGACGCCAGCGGAGAGAUUGGGAGAUCGGAGUACAGCCGAAGUGUCGAUGAUCUGACGACUGAAUCUUUUGAAAUCAAUGUGGCCCAAGAGCUGAAGCCGGCCGCGGCAUGCAAGCUUAUCCUGACUGAGCCGGGGAACUCGUCACUUGCUAUCAGUCGAGGCGCGAGCAGCGCCGGAAGCUCGGUGCGGAGUAGCAGCAUCAGUGGCUUCACCAACUCUGGUAGCACUCGCGAAGAGUACACGUCUCCCUGCUCUAGCCUUCCGAGUCCCAAUUUCCACGACGGUGAAGACUACGUGAAUAUCCGACAAAUCAAACAGGUCAUGCAAGGAUUGCAAUCGCUGCUCGAAAAACUGGACCCUCAAGAUCUUUCUGAUCCUUCCAAUCGUGUCUCUGCCGAUGGUUCCAGCUGUCCUCACUCUAGAAUCAAUCAUUCCGAGUUCCUGCGGAUGAUUAAAUACGAACUUGAGCGUUAGAGCUUAUUUAGAUCUCCUUAUCUUCUCAUACCCCACAUUUUUAGACUCUUCCUUAACCCCCAAUUCACACUCGUUUGGACUGCCUUUAAUUCUGUCUUGAUUUCCCUUUUGUUCAAUUCCAAUCUUUACAUAUUGCAUCUUUCAUCUACGUUUAAUCGUUUCAUCGAACCUUGUGUUAACUUGAUAUAAGCAUCAAUGGCAUACAUCCUCGUUAUUUAGAACUGCAUUUUUCUUUUUAUUUUCUUGGAUUAUUUUUUUCUUGUUUGGUUUUGGGUUCAGAACUUUGUAAAUAUUUACUGCUUCCAGGUUGUUUGUCAGCUUGCAUCUAUCUGUGGAUAGGACUUCACUCUUUUUCCUUUUUCCCUUGUGCGAUCCAGCGCUUGAUAGCGCAAUCAAAAUUGC
Messenger RNA from Puccinia graminis f. sp. tritici CRL 75-36-700-3, 2129 nucleotides. RefSeq lists its product as uncharacterized. The coding region runs from base 198 to 1727 and encodes 509 amino acids. The record is from RefSeq and is a predicted model, not a curated record. The transcript has 2 exons. Lineage: Eukaryota; Fungi; Basidiomycota; Pucciniomycetes; Pucciniales; Pucciniaceae.